This is a messenger RNA of Rhipicephalus microplus (southern cattle tick), 3494 nucleotides long. Its product is annotated as PMS1 protein homolog 1. Gene Ontology annotation, biological process: mismatch repair. The record is from RefSeq and is a predicted model, not a curated record. NCBI's taxonomy places the organism in Eukaryota, Metazoa, Arthropoda, Arachnida, Ixodida, Ixodidae. Gene Ontology annotation, cellular component: MutLalpha complex. Gene Ontology annotation, molecular function: ATP hydrolysis activity; mismatched DNA binding; ATP binding.
GCGGCAAAUGCGCUAGCUAGUCGCGAGGCACUUUCGGUACUUCUGCAAGCUUACGAUGACAUCCGACGUUUACGGAAGGAUCCAAAAGCGAGCUUGACAAACGAUUUGUCAUAUAACAGUGACCAUUCGUAAUGAAAUUAGGGCGAUGUUAACUGCGUUAUGCAUCCGUGCGGUCGUGGUCUGCUGUUAGCAGACGACUGGCUUUCGCAUGGUACGAUGCUACGCACUGCACAUCAGUUUGUGUUGUGUCGGCAAAAUAUUGAGCACGAAGGCCGUGGGCAGUACUUUGUACUAGUUAAUCAGCAAGAUAAUUCGUAGGGGCCGCCCGAAACGCUCGCCUAAAGUCCAAAAAAUGAGUCUCCAGAAGCUAGACUCUUGCACUGCGAGGCUCUUACAUAGCAGUCAGUCAAUCGCCUCAGUUAGCAGCAUUGUGAAAGAAAUUGUGGAAAACUCACUCGAUGCGGGUGCCACGAACGUCGUCGUCAAACUGGUUGAUUAUGGACUUGACAGAAUCGAAGUGAUUGAUAAUGGCCACGGUGUUGUAGAAGAUGACCUGCCACUUGUCGUACUUGCCGGCUACACGUCGAAGAUAAGCAAGUCAGAAGAUCUUCUGUCCCUCACCACCUAUGGAUUUCGUGGACAGGCACUCGCAGCCAUUGCUGCUGUGUCCAGAGUCACUGUCGCCAGCGGACCCCAAAACGGCGAACAAGGGCUGGCAUUGUGCUUCGACACACAGGGAAACAUUGUGUCGCGAAAGGCCUUGCCUUGGAAUGGAGGAAUGCGAGUGACCAUUGAAGACAUCUUCAAGAACAUCCCAGUGCGAAGGAAGCAUAUGGAAAAUAUGAAGGCAAAAUCAGCACAACUUAAGAAAGUUCAAAAUUUUCUUUAUGCUAUGGCCAUCGCUUGCCCUGGUGUGGGCCUCAGUUUACACCAUAACAAAAGCCUCAUCUGGACGAAGGUGCCUGUGAAAACCAUGCGGGAGGCCAUCGGCCAGGUGUACGGCAUCAGUACACUGCAGAUGUUGCACUACAGCGAAGCGCACGACGACAACUCUGGCACUACUAUAAAGCUGUUUGUUCCUGAUGUUUCAAUCAGGGACAAAGAAAAACUUCUCACCUGUUCUGAGCCAGAGAAGAGCGUACUGUUGGUCAAUGGGAGGCCUGUGAGGAUCAAGGAGAUGAUGCAGUUGCUGCACAACGAGUUUUCUUUGGCAAUUGGAGCGGAGGAUGGAAGUUCGACGAAACAUCCCAUUUCUGUCGCCUCAAUCGAUGUUCCGCCAAGUGAGCUUGAUGUGAACUUGGAGCCGGACAAGACUGCUGUUGUAUUCACUAAGAAGGACACAGUGUUUGGGCUUUUUGAAGGUUUAGUCAGAAAGGCAUUCAGCAGUGCAUCUGCAAAGGACGUUGGUGACGAUGCCGUUGAAGGCGGUGUUGCGAGAGCACAGCUUCCUCUGAAUGAUUCAGAAGAUCGAAAUCGACAGGACCUAGGAGCAGCAGAUGACUUGGAUCGACUGUUCGACGACUUUGUGAUGCCAAACGAUGCCUGUGAGGACUUGGAAUGCCUGAUAAGCAAAGAUCUCCCUGUCACUCCUGAUGGUAACAAGGAGAAUGUGACGGCACUUGCUGAAAAGGCAGCAGUUCCUCCAGAUGAGACCACUGCACUGCGCAAGGACCUGCCGGAAGUAUUAUCGGAGAAAAGUUCGACACCUUCAAAAAACGUUACGGCACCUCGACCUGUGCCUGAAAGGCAAGCGUCACUCUGGUCUCUUGGUAUCCUCCAAAAUACACAAGGGAGAACAGUGGCGGAGCCCACGAGAGUGGGAGGCAUUGCAGAGAAGAGGCCCAUGAUCAGUCCGCUGAAAGACAGGACGCCUAGCAAGAAAAUGCGCACACCCGCAAAGCCGUCAGGAGUUCAGAGCUGGCUCAAAGGCUUGCUGGGCACUCAGAAGCGCUCGGCCAAGGAAGUAUACUGCGCUCGUCGGAAAAAAGAGAUCCUGUCACAGGUUCCUGAUAUGCCACUUAUGGAGCUCAGUGAGCUUCUUGAAGAAGGCUGGACUUCAUUAACACCCGACGAAAAGCAGCAGUAUGAAAAACAGGCUGGAAAAUCUCCGGUGGAAUGCAACAAGUUGUCGAGUAUGCCACAGCAGGCAAAGGAAAGCGGUCUACCAAAGCAGUCUGCAUCAAACUGGAAGAGAGUGGAGCUGCAGUUCUCCAUGCAAAGCAUUAAGGAGCAGUUUGAGGACUAUUGCCAGCUAAGCCAACAGCCGCUCAGCCUGGAGACUACACUUGUGGGACCACUUCGUGGAUGUCCCACUGAUGCUUGGGUUGUCUGGCACAAGGCCAAGCUUUGCACAUUGAACACUGCCCGCCUACGUGAAGCGAUCAUAUUCAAGAGGCUUCUGGCUUCGUAUCCCAUUUCAUCGGAGGAAGCCGAUCCCAUUAUAACUGUAACACCUACCAUAAUUAGGAGUGACCUGCUGUGGAACACAUUGCUUGGUAUGAAGAACGAGACCAGAGACACAUCUGGAAUUCUGUACGUGACAGACCCGCUUCUCACUUUCAAUGGCUUCCACGUUAGAAUCCUACCAGGUGGUAGUAAAGCAGAAAUCGUGAAGCUGCCCAAGGACCAGGCAUUAUCCGAGUUGGUGGAAAUCCUGAAGCUUGCCUCGUCGUGUCCGUCCGCGACUGUGGCCACCUGUCGGCUGCCCAGGACUAUGGCUUUGCUCAGAGACGAAGCCACACGAAUGGUUCGCAACAUGCCACCAAAAAUGUUGCGCGACGAAGUUGAAGAACUGUUGGCCGGGCAACAAGACUUGCUGCAAGAGCUGUGUGUGCACAACCGGCCUAUAUGCACGCACUUCUUCGACAUGAGCACAAGCUUUGGCCACGUAUCUGAAGACAUGUCGUCACAAGUCACCCUUUGAAAAGAAACACAAGUUUUCUGAAACUCUGCCUUCUAUUGACGUAGUUUUGAUUUCCUUAUAAACUUGAGGAUGGCAACAGUAAGAUGCUUCAAUUCUGCAGUGUUAAGCUCCCUGGCGGCAGCAUUUGCCAAGGUAAUAUCUAUAUAAAGCUUUCUGGCAUGUUCAAAGUGCCAGGUGGAAAUCAGCCACGUGUUUUCAUACUUUCUCAGCAAUUUCGUGCCCGCUCUGGGAGCUUCACACUUCCAAAUAUGUAACCGGUGAAUCGGCAACAUACAAGUGAUGAAGCUAAGUAAAGCAUCCACAAACAAACAAUAAAGCAUGCUCAUACACUGUUGACUUCGUGGUAUGAAGCAGCAGUAGAAGCCUUGCAUAUGCAAUAUUUACAAGACCCGGCUGUGUUCACUAGUGCACUAUGUGUACAUAUGUAAACCGUAAAAAGGAGAAAAAAUGGUAGUGUUACAGCAUUUAUAUUUCCACUGCCUGCAACAGUUGCAGCAGUGUAUUGGGUAUUUUGUAUAUUUUAGCCAAAAAUAAAUUCUCUAUAUUCUCUUGGUCUUAUGUGGCCCUCAAA